Messenger RNA from Taeniopygia guttata (zebra finch), 1750 nucleotides. RefSeq names its product homeobox B5 (gene HOXB5). Gene Ontology annotation, molecular function: RNA polymerase II cis-regulatory region sequence-specific DNA binding; DNA-binding transcription factor activity, RNA polymerase II-specific. Gene Ontology annotation, cellular component: nucleus. The record is from RefSeq and is a predicted model, not a curated record. Lineage: Eukaryota; Metazoa; Chordata; Aves; Passeriformes; Estrildidae. Gene Ontology annotation, biological process: regulation of transcription by RNA polymerase II; anterior/posterior pattern specification.
GCGGGGGGCGAUGGCGGCGGCGGAUUUGGGGCGACUUUGGGCCUAAAACGGCUCCGCGCUCGUCAUUAUUUGUAACCAUAGAGCAUGAAUUACCUCCUGAGGUCAUCAGCGAGAAUUUACGACUGGUCAACAAAAGCACGUGACGCCCAAACGCACCCCCCACCCUCCCCCCAUAUUUGGCCGCAUACAUAGCAAAAACGAAGUACAGUGCAUCGCUAUAAUUCAUUAAUACAUCAUAAAUCGUCAAGCACGGGGUUAUAACGACCACGAGCCACAAAUCAAGCCCUCCAAAAUAACCCAAAUGAGCUCUUACUUUGUAAACUCGUUCUCAGGGCGCUACCCAAAUGGCCCCGACUAUCAGUUACUAAAUUAUGGGACCGGCAGUUCCAUGAACGGUUCUUACAGAGAUUCAAGCACCAUGCAUUCCAGCUCUUAUGGCUACAACUACAAUGGGAUGGACCUUAGCAUCAACCGCUCGGCCUCCUCCAGUCACUUUGGGGCUGUGGGCGAGAGCUCCCGCGGUUUCCCUUCUCCAGCUCAGGAGAGCAGGUUUAGACAGGCGUCCAGCUGCUCCUUAUCUUCUCCCGACUCCCUGCCCUGCUCCAACAGCGAGAGCCACGGGGACAAACCCGCCCCGUCCCCCUCCGAGCAGGCUCCUGCUGCCAGCAGCACCAACACAAAUUUCACAGAACUAGACGAGACCAGCGCGUCCUCGGGAGCCGACGAGGGCACUCCACUAAGCAGCAGCAUCCCCCGAGCGCAGGCAGAGCCCAUCGCGACCUCCACGGCAGCGACAGAAGGGCAGGCACCUCAGAUAUUCCCUUGGAUGAGGAAACUUCACAUUAGCCAUGACAUGACUGGACCAGACGGGAAGAGGGCGAGGACAGCGUACACUCGCUACCAGACCCUGGAGUUGGAAAAGGAAUUCCACUUCAAUAGAUAUCUCACCCGCAGGAGGAGAAUAGAGAUCGCUCACGCGCUCUGCCUCUCCGAGCGCCAGAUCAAAAUCUGGUUCCAGAACCGGCGCAUGAAGUGGAAGAAGGAUAACAAACUGAAAAGCAUGAGCCUGGCCUCGGCGGGCAGCGCCUUCCAGCCCUGAAACCCUCCUCCAGCGCCAGCCCGGGGGGAAAACCACACAAAAAAAGUGAAGAAGAAGAAGACAAAAAAAAAAAAAAUUAAAAAUUAAAAAAACCCAAAAAACCACAACAAAAAACCCCCGAGUGAAUAAUGAAAUAAAUAAAGAAAAGGCCGCAGAUUUAAUUUCGGAGUACUGUACAGCGAGGCACCUUCUGUGGUUGAUUUAUCCCAAAUUCCAGCUCCUGUUGGUGCCCUUAGCCCAGGACUGAGCUCGUGGCGUGUUCUCUUUUGGGAGUUUUUGGGUUGGUUUGGUUUUUUUUGUUGUUUUUUUGGUGUUUGUUUAGAAAAAAAAAAUAUUAAAUUUUAUUUCCAGAUGCUCCUCCUGCUCUCGUUGUUCUUCUGAAUGUCUGUGUCCGUGCUCUUGGUGCUUUCUGGAAAGCUGGCAUGUGUUCUGUGAGCCCUUUGAAUGUUCUAACUUAUUUAUAAAUCCACAACAGAUACGCUGGGUUGUUUAGUUGCUGGGAUUUCUUUUUUUUGAAUUUUUUUUUCCCCCCCUCCCCAUUUUUUUCCGAGUUUACUGCACUUGGGUGAGUUUUUUCUCUGCCUAAGCGAAAAUCGGGGGUUCCUGCACUACAGUCGCAAAAAAAAAAAAAAAAAAAAAAAAAAAAAAACC